AUGGCGUUAGAGUCCGAGGGCCUCGAACCUGGACUCCCCGAGCAAGACACUGUCGAGUUACUAGGCGCGAAGGCUCGUGACAACCUUGAAUGUCAGGAAGGUCGACAGAACCUGCCUGGAGACGACCGAUUCAGUAGGCUGUGGGAUAAGCCGUACAAGAAGAUGGUUUUUCCACAAGGUGGCGAUUACGCGAAGGUGCGUCAAGAGUUGGAUGUGCAUAAACAAGUCGCCAAAGCUUUUGUGGGCAAUCGCAGUUUGGAGGAGCUUCGUGAAGCCUGGCUCAAGACUCCCCCUCGCAGCAGGAGCCGCCAGCUAGCGCACAUUCUACUCGGAUGCCUGGCUGACGGUGCUCGGAGAACACUCCUCAUGCUGUCCAUCCUCCCGGUGGUUCCUCGCGACUGGAGAACUCGAUGCGAUUGUCUUUGCUACUUGGACAUGGUCUAUCGUGGGGAGAUCGAUUCCGAUCAUCAUCUUCAAGAAUUGUUUGCAAAGCAAAUAGCUCUCGUCUCCCGUAUCUCGACCUGGCCUAGGGAGACAAUGCCGUUUCACUAUCUCGUUCUCCUCUUACGAUACAACGACGCCGAGCGAUCUGAAACCAUCAUAGACACCCUCUUCCAGAAUUACUCCCCCGUGCCACCACGACUGAUCUUAGUGAUGGUGGAUCACUUUACGAAGCUUGGUGACGCUGAUCGAGCCAUAGAACUCCUCUCAUGCAUCCCUCCAGAUCAGAGGGAAGAGCACAAGGUGCGGAUUCUCGACCGCUGUGCCAAGCUUAUAACGAUCGACACCAUCGAAGAAUCGAACACUGUGGGUAAUUUCAAGGCUCUUCCGAAAUUGAUCGAACUUGGUAUGCCAAUGGAUGCGAAGGCGCAUAACCUCAUUAUUGAGCGAGCAAUUUCCUUGAACGUGCCCGAUGUUGCUUGGGAAGUCUUCCGAUUUAUGGAAGCAAAGCAUAUCCACGUUGACGAACGAAGCCACCUUUUCUUGCUCAAAGAUAGUUUUGAGCGUCAGAAUCGGGAAAAGCUGGAUGAGAUUAUGUCUGCCAUCCACCAGCGCGAAGAUCUCUACAAGUACCCAUACUUGGUAACGUACAUGAUGCAUAUCGUCAGGGUUGUUUGCACAAUCGACCGCAAAUUACCCGCUGGGAUAUCGGUAUCACAUCUACUCGCGAUCUACGACAGAGCCUACGACCGGACACCACUUGUCAAGCUUGGUAUUGUGAACCCUCUCCCAGUCGACGAGUCUGCCCCCAAGAAGCUCGAUGAACCUCCGCCUGUGGUCCUCGGGUUUACCAUCUGGGCCUACGUUCUCUGCCAACGAGACGAGCGACUUGUCUCAGCAUUAUGGUAUUGGAUCAUCCACAUGAUCAAACAGCAGGACCCGAGUAUUCUCGAGUGCGCGAAGCAUGAUAUCAUGUACAAUGGAUUCAUCCACUUCUAUGCCCGCAGCCGAUUCUUCCUGAGAAAAGCGGUGGACGUGGUGGAAGCCAUGAUAGAACGCAAUUUGUGUGCACCAAGCGAGCGAACGUGGAGCGAAGUCCUAUGCGGCUUCUUGCAACACGGUGAAGAAGAGGCUGCGGAGAAAAUUUGGCGGAUGAUGCUGGCUCGUGAUGUCCGGCCGACCGAGGAGGGUUAUGCAUUUCUCCUGGGGAAGUACGAUGAGAGUCAGCUUGCCAAGCUGGUCAGAUAUGUCUUGGACGAAAGACGAAUUCCUGAUGGGCUCGACAUGGCUCUCAAAUGGAAAGAAGAUGUUGAUCCCACUUCGCAAGCUGCAGAAGGGGAAGAUCUCGACACUCAUCGAACAAUCUUGGACACCGAGCGGGUUGUUGAGGGAGACGGGAUUUUUGAGGGCUAUGGAUUCAGGGAUGCUAUUGGAGAGUCUACACUCGACGGCGGCAACAUGUAUCAAUAA
Messenger RNA from Fonsecaea monophora, 1911 nucleotides. RefSeq lists its product as hypothetical. The transcript has a single exon. Gene Ontology annotation, molecular function: protein binding. Bases 1 to 1911 code for a protein of 636 amino acids. The record is from RefSeq and is a predicted model, not a curated record. NCBI's taxonomy places the organism in Eukaryota, Fungi, Ascomycota, Eurotiomycetes, Chaetothyriales, Herpotrichiellaceae.